ACAAGAGUCGUUGCAAAAUUAACUUUUAAACUUCUGAAAGUAAUACAGUGAAUUUGAUUUGUUCCGUAACUUAUAUUUGUACAUAAUGAAUAAUUUAGACUACGAACCUAUGGAUAUUGAUUCAAGUGCAAAUUCCUACGCCGCUAUGGAUAUAUCUUAUAAUGAAAUUAAAGAAGAAGAAAAGACUGAAACUGCUAGUACGACCAAAGAUUCUCAAGGAAUAAAAAAAUUCCAUAUAGAUAUGCCUGCUCAUAAAGAAAAAAAGACAUUAUUCAAAUGUAAUAUGUAUUUACUAGUUUUUAUUAUUGUAAGUGUUAUCACGUCAAUUUUAUACUAUAAUGUGACCAACUUCGAAUGUUGUCGUGAGAUUAACACGAAAUUGUUAAAGGAUGCCUUGUCUUCCAAAGUUCAUGGUCAGACGAAUGCUAUUCAAACUUUUAUUCGGGCAUUAGAGGCUAAUACUAGCAGCAAGAUAUUAAUUUUAUAUGGAGGGACUGGUGUAGGAAAAACGUUAUCAAUAUCAAUUGUACUUGAUAAGUUAUUAAAUUUUUCAAAUGUAUACCAUUACACUAUGCCAAGUUUUGUAGACAAAUUUACAACCGAGAUAAAGAUAGGCUUAGUUUUUUGUGAGAAAUGGAUUAUUAUUGUAGAUGAUUUGAAUCCUGGAGACAAACACAUAACAUCUAUUGUUAAUGAUAUUAUUGAGAAAACUGAGAGUUUAAAAAGCAGUGUUACAUUAAUAUUGGUAUACAACUGUGAUACAUCAAAUGACUUAGUUGGCUGCAAUGAUUCCUUUUUGAUAAAUUUACAACAAGUUUUUAAUAGUGUUAGUGCUACAAAAUAUUUUAUUAAAUAUUUGCCAUUAAAUGAAGAUAUUUUAAAGCAAUGUAUCAAAGAUGAAUUGGAACAAAGGCUGGUUAAAAAUGUAGAUAUUAAUAUGGUUAUAAAAAAUUUUAAUGUCUCACAAGAUGGAUGUAAAGGUGUACAUACAAAGAUUAAAUCAUUGAAUUUAUUUUGA
Messenger RNA from Papilio machaon (common yellow swallowtail), 1018 nucleotides. RefSeq lists its product as uncharacterized. The transcript has a single exon. Bases 86 to 1018 code for a protein of 310 amino acids. NCBI's taxonomy places the organism in Eukaryota, Metazoa, Arthropoda, Insecta, Lepidoptera, Papilionidae. The record is from RefSeq and is a predicted model, not a curated record.